This is a messenger RNA of Zootoca vivipara (common lizard), 3957 nucleotides long. RefSeq names its product D-glutamate cyclase (gene DGLUCY). The record is from RefSeq and is a predicted model, not a curated record. Gene Ontology annotation, molecular function: D-glutamate cyclase activity. Lineage: Eukaryota; Metazoa; Chordata; Lepidosauria; Squamata; Lacertidae. Gene Ontology annotation, biological process: glutamate metabolic process.
CUCCUCCCCGCUUUCGAGUAAAUAUUAUGCUCCCGCCUCUCGAGCGAACCGAGUCUCGAAGAGGCUAGAUUGGUUGCCUAGACACGGAGAAUGGCCGGAAUGGCUUCAAAAGAAUUAAAACUAACCUUAGAGGAUGAAAAUAUGGUUUUCAUAGGCGGCUUGAAAACCCUUCUGCCACAUGCUGUCAGGAGUCUAAUUCGAACAAAUAAGCUCAGCAUUAGCAAUACUUCUGGAAUGGCAGAAGGAUUUAAACAGGCAAACGUUGUGAUUCUUCACAAAUCUCUUGCGGAUGACUUUGAAAAAUUUUGCCAAGCAAAUGAUGGUCCACUUCCACUGUUGUAUAGAAGUAAACCAGGGGAAUGGAAAUGCCAGUCCCUGAGCAGUGAUGCUGAUAUUAGAACUGACUGUCUGCAGUACAAGAAAUACGAGAAUGGCGCAUGUACAGGCACUCUGACAAGUCUGAAGGAGUUUUCUGAGCAGCUUAAAGACAUGGUGACCUUCUACUUGGGCUGUAGCUUCACGUUUGAAAAGGAGAUCCAGAAAGUUGGCAUUCCUGUAAGAAAUGUCGAACAGAAACUUAAUGUUAGCAUGUACAAGACUGCUGUGCCUUGCUGGGAUACAGAACAUUUUCACUGUGACCUAGUAGCAACCAUGAGACCUAUUCCUAAAGACAAAUUGGAAGCAGUUGUGCGAACAACCUAUCCGAUGAAAAAAUCACAUGGAGCACCAAUUCACAUUGGUAACCCUGGUUUGUUAGGAAUCCAAGACCUUUCCAAUCCAGACUAUGGCGAUGCAGUACAGGCUCAGCCUGGGGAUAUUCCAGUCUUUUGGGCCUGUGGGGUUACAGGUGCAGAAGCAGUCAGCAAUUGCAAGUCUCCGCUUGCUUUUACCCAUGCUCCGGGUUGCAUGUUUAUUACUGACCUGAAAGUUGAGGAUGCCGCAGCGGGUGAUGGUAAAGAUGUCCCUGAAGUCUAUCGCAUUUGUCAGAAUCCUUUGCAUUACAGCAUCACAUCAGCAGCGGCUGUGCAAAAAAUCAGAUGUCUGGAAGACAUGGUAGGAGUAGACCCAGGGGACAGAGGUGUGACUCAUCUGCUUACUCAAGAUGAACUCCUGAAGGCAUGCCUGUCCAUUUCCCAUGCCCAGUCUGUGCUGAUUACUACGGGAUUCCCUACCCACUUCAAGUAUGAGCCGCCUGAAGAGAACGAUGGGCCUCCAGGGGCUAUUGCAAUGGCAGCUAUGUUGAAGGCCUUGGGAAAGAAUGUAGCUAUCGUAACUGAUCAAAGAGCUCUGAAUCUGAAUGAAAAGAUCAUCAAGGAAGCCGUUGAACAAGGGAUACUGGAGACACCGGUCCCUAUAAUUAGCUAUCAGAGUGAUUCUGUGGAUUCAGCUUUGCUGUUUUUGUGCGAAGAUGGAAAUCCAGAAAAGCCUAGAUUUAAUCACCUGAUAGCAAUUGAACGUACUGGGAUGGCUGCUGAUGGCAAUUAUUAUAAUGCAAGAAAAAUUAAUAUUAAGCAUUUAGUGGAUCCCAUUGAUGAACUAUUUCUAGCUGCACAAAAUAUCCCAGGAAUUACUACAACAGGCAUUGGGGAUGGAGGAAAUGAACUGGGAAUGGGGAAAGUGAAAGAAGCUGUAAAGAAGUACAUUAAAAAUGGAGAUGUUAUAGCUUGUAAUGUGGACGCUGAUUUUACAGUUGUUGCAGGGGUUUCCAACUGGGGAGGCUAUGCUGUCGCUUGCGCCCUGUAUAUCCUCAACACCUGUGAAAUACAUGACCGCUAUCUGAGGAAAGCUGUGGGAUUUCCUAGGUCAUCUGCCAAAGUGAAAUGGACAUCAGCACUCCCAUCUGUGGCCAAGGAAGAAAAGUUGCUGAACAUAUUACAGCGACUCGAAGUACGCAGUGGGAAAACUGCUAGUCUGGCAAUGGAAGUAGAUGGGCUGCCAUUCUAUGACAUUCAUUCAGCUAUGCUUGAGAAGCUGCUGGAGGAAACUAUGAAGUAACUCUACCCAACAAGAUGUUGAUUUUUAUUUUAUUUCUAAUAGUGAUAUAUAAAUAUUUUAAUAAAUAUAAAUAAAUAAAGAUAUAUAGACUUUGCGAAAUGAAGAAUUCUGAUAAAACAGAUGACCUUCUUGGGGGUCCCUUCCAACUCUAUAAUUCUAUGAUUCUGUUCAGCUAUCUAUUUUUCUCUGCAUUUCAGAGUGAUAAAGCAAACACACUCGCCUCAUUCAGACAUAAUGCUGAACACAGUUUAGCAUUAUGUCCAAACCCAAACAUACUGUGUUAAGUCCGAACUAUGAAACUAGCCAACUUCAAAUCCUGGUUUAUUAAGCUGGUUUGUUUCAAUAGAACCUAGUUAAGGUUGAGCAUAGCUUAGGCUUCCAAUGUGAUGCCAAAACGGAGACAGAAGCUUCUGAUCUCCUCUUCCUUGUAUCUGUGCUAGAGGCAAGGAAUGGGGAAAACACAGGCUCAGUGCUCAGUAGGGAUGGAGGAUAAAUUCAAUUCAGUUCACAGUAAGAGGAAAACUUACUGAAUUCGCACUGUCCACAGCAGUAUGCAGAUCAAAACACAGCCAUCCUUCAAAAUUUGCCCUUCUCUGAAUUUUGCAAUGCAGUUUCUUAACCAAGUAAUAUGUACAAAAAUACAUGUAAUAGGGUGACGUGUGCAUUCUGUAUAUUGGUGAUAACAGCACAGAAAAAUGCAUUUUCAUACGGAAAAGUGCAUUUUAUGAUAAAUUUGCACUAAAAUGCUGGUGAAUUUUCAUGAGGACACUUAGAAAAAAUCUCAAGCUGAUGCAGAAAUGUGGAGAACUGAAUUUAAGAUUGGAAAAAUGAGACAGCGUUUAAAUAUCAAAAUUUGUGGAAAUGUUUCUUAGUGGUCUGUAUCUAUGGAUAUUGGGCAGUCUAGGCCCUCCAAUGUUGCUGGUUUGUUUAUCCUUGUGGAAUGUUUAGUCUAGUAGAAAUAUCACUGCCAUCUUCAACAGAUGUUUGCCCUGACCCAGAAUUUUUUCUUAGUGAUGAUAUAGUCAUUACUUUAAAAGUUGCUUCAUUUGCCUUAAUGGUUGCUACAAGUCAGACAUUUGUUUAUUUUUUAAAGAUGAAUGUGAUCUCUUACCAUGAAUUUACAAUAAAUUAAUCUUACAAUGAAUUAUUGCCACAAUGUUUGUUGUUUCCAGCACAAUCUUGUUUAUGUUGCUACAAUCUUUUCCUUAAUAUACUGUACAGUAAUACCUCGGGUUACGAACACGAUCCGUUCCGAGUCGCAGUUUGUAACCCGAAAAGUUCGUAACCCAAACGCAACCCGAACCGCCAUUUUGCGCAUGCGCAAAGCGCUAUUUUUGCGCACGCGCAAAGCGUGUGUGCCGCUUCUGCGCAUGCGCGGGACGUGCGUGCGGUAAAAAAUACUUCCGGGUUUACGGAGUUCGUAACCCGAAUUGUUCGCAACCCGAGGUGGUCGUAACCCGAGGUACGACUGUAAAUGCAAACAGGCCAUUCAGAAUGACAGUGAAUUUCUAUGCAGAUGGGGAAAUAUUUUUACCAAAACAUCCCCAAGGCCGCUAUUGUUUCUCAUUGUGUCUCUAUUUUGAAGUGUCACACCCUUGGCCCAUUAGAGAAGCAGCCAGUGUGUCCCUAUGUCUAUUUGAGGUGUUCCUGAUAUUUCCUUAAAGAGAAUUAUUAUUGUAAUAAUAUUGGGAAGAGGAAAGUGUAUUCCUGAGCAUUAGGAAUGCACUUCGGUACUGAACCUUUUUCUGGACAACUACAGCUGUCCAUGGAGGCAAAGGUUAAUUCUGUGUCCAGGGCACCUGUCUAUCAGCUCCAUCUGGUACGCAGGCUGAGACCCUACCUGCCUGCAGACUGUCUCGCCAGAGUGGUGCAUGCUCUGGUUAUCUCCCGCUUGGACUACUGCAAUGCGCUCUAUGUGGGGCUACCUUUGAAGGUGACCUGGAAACUGCAAUUAAUCCAGAA